AAACCAAAUGCCUGGAAAUAGGGUAAAUUUUAGGCCCGAAAUUUUCACCCUCCAUUUGAGGGUAAAACGUUACCCUAGACCCCCCCAGUGUAACAAUUAGGGCUGUAAAUGUUCACCCUUCACUUUUGCAGCCGUCACUCAUCAAUUCUCCCUCAACUCUUUACUUUCUCUCUCAUAAAUUCUCUCUCCAAUCUCAACCAUUCCUCCACCACCAACCUCUCUCGCCGCCGUCACGCUCUCUCGCCGCCGUCACGCUCUCUCUCUCUUACUGCCGUCCCUCGAUCUCUUGCCGGCGUCGCCAUCUCCUCUACCGUUGUUGUCAUCUUCAUCAGCAGCGACUCGAUUUCUUAAUUUGCUGAUCUACGAAUUUGGUGAUCCAAAGUUGCAGAUCUACUAAUCUAUAUUUUAAAAUGAAUGGAAAUGAGAAGAAUGCUCCAAGGAGAUGGAUUGGCGAAGAAGAUGAUUUGUUGGUCCAAUUUCUAGUUGAAAUGAAUACAGACGGGAAAUGGAAAGCUGAAGGAGGCUUUAAAAGUGGUUAUUUGACUCAUUUAGAGAAACUAUUUGGUGAAAAGAUGCCUGAAGCUAGAUUAAGAGCUACAAAUAUUGAUUCAAGGUUGAGUUAUUUGAAGAAACGGUUUAAUGCAUUACUGGAAAUCAAGCAUAAAGGUAGUGGUUUCGGUUGGGAUGAUAAUUUGAAGAUGGUGACCGGUGAUCGUAGUUUGUUUGAUGAUUGGGCUAAGAGUCACAAAGAAGCAAAAGGCUUGUACCGGAAACCAUUUCCUUUGUUUGACAAUCUUGAAGAAAUCUUUGCAAAGGACAGAGCAACUGGAUUGAAGUCUGCAUUGCCAUUUGAUAGAGAUGAUCAAGAGAGUGUUCAAGAAACCCCUCAAGAAGCUACAUCUAUAAAGCCAAAUGAAGUCGAGGUGUCUACCGAGGUGUCUAAUGAAGUAUCUACUGAAGUGUCUGGAACUAGUAAAAGGAGUAUAGACGAGGGCUCAUCUAAGCAACCAACUAAGAAGAAAUUGCGAACGACCAACAAAGAGAUUCAAAUUGUUCAAAAAAAUCUUGAAUUAAUGAUGGGAAAGAUGCUGGAGAAUAGCAAUAGUCAGAUUGACAAGUUGGUAAGUGUUCUUGAAGGCCCCAAAAAUGUCAAGAUUGGUUUACGUGAAGAGUUAGGGAAAGUUCCCGGCAUUUCAAGGGUCAAUGCUCUUUCUUUGUGUGUUAAGAUGACUGAAGAUGAGAUUGUGAUUUUCCGGGACUUGACUGAUGAUGAUGAGAAAUAUGAUUUCCUAUCAAUGAUUUUAGAAAAAUCUUAGAGGUUUGUAUGGGAGAUAAUUUUGAUCUUAGACUUUCAGUUUGUAAUUAAUUUGACUUUGACAUUGUGCCAUCUUGGACUUUUUUGACAUUUGAGUAAUUUAUUUGGUGAUGUUUUAUUUUUAUUAUUGUGUUUGGUUAAUAUAAUGUUAUAUAGAGGAAUAUUUUUUUAGUUUUUGCAGCUGAUUAAACACAGGAAUACUAUGUUAUACAGGAAUAUUGUAUACACAGCAACUGUUUCACCCAUACCAAACCCAUUAUUUUUUAAGCCCAUUAUUUAUUACCCUCAUACCAAACCCUUGGAAUUUUUAUGCCCAGUAUAAGUUUCCCCCAAUAUUAGUACUCCCUUAACAGUUGCAGCCUAAUCAUUACCCCCUUAACUAUUGUGCUAAAUCCAGGCGGGCC
Spinacia oleracea (spinach) is the source of this 1719-nucleotide messenger RNA. RefSeq lists its product as uncharacterized. The transcript has 3 exons. Lineage: Eukaryota; Viridiplantae; Streptophyta; Magnoliopsida; Caryophyllales; Amaranthaceae. The record is from RefSeq and is a predicted model, not a curated record. The coding region runs from base 411 to 1316 and encodes 301 amino acids.